GUUUAAUUGAAAAAUCAUCCCUUCUUCUUUAUAUCUAAUAUAUAGGUUGGCAUGGUAGCACAGACCUAGUUCUAUAUCUUUACGUUCUUUCUUUAGUGUUUCGACAAAUCCGAUAUGUGAAACUGUGUUUGGUGGACACAAGAUUGAAAUGCUGUAUUGGCUCAUCUUCAUUGAUCUGGUGCUGCUAGUCUCAUCUAUGUCGUCUCCUGGAGAAUUCGUCAAUCCGAGUGCAGAGGCGACUCAGAAUCCGAUCUGGGUGACUGGGACUCAACAGAUGUUAUCAUGGGAAACAAAUCUUAAAAACUACACCAUGGCGCUGUGGAAUCAGAACUCGGAUGGAAAUGGAUAUUCCAAGGGUCCAUCUCUUUUAGAAUCCUAUGAUGGAGAUACAUCACUGAACUGGACAGUUCAGACAUACGCAUUCUCAUUAUCUUUAUCUCCCGUUUUUUACCUACUACUUGAACCCGGGACUCUCAACGAUAACGGCAACAUCACCAUACCAACCAGUCCAUCUAUCGUCUCGCAUACUUUCAACAUAACCUCCACGACACCGAGUGUAGAAGGGGACAAGAAAGAUCACAAACUGGGACUUAUCCUCGCCCUAUCCCUGACUAUUCCAUUCGUUCUUAUAUGCACCGCAUUAGCUAUCUACCUCAUUCGUUCGAGACGACGACGACAACGCGCCCUUGAAACUCCACCUCAUUAUCAAUAUCCCCAUCAUGUUGGAUUUCGACGUCGGCCAAAUCGAUUCUUCGCCGCCGCAAGCAGCUCCCCUACUGCAUUUACUUUUCCAGAUCAAGAAGACUCUCAAGAUCGAAGGCGAAAAGGUAGCAAAAGCAGCAACAACAACGGAAUUUACUUUCCACCUCCUCCGACCACUCCAAAGUCGCCUCUAUCAUUCGCAUCUAGUCUGAAAAGCCUACGCGGUCUCAAAGGGAAUACAAUGAGUCCAGGUCAAAAUACAAUUAAUAGUUAUCGAUUUAGUCCAACGUAUCCCCCAAGUAAUCCUCGAGGCCCUGGCAAAUAUCAUCAAACAACUCAUAUAUCACCCACAUAUUACCCUUUGCAAAGAAUUUCAUCACUUACCUCCACAGAGGCUGGAAAUCCGCACAUUCAACAAUUGCAAGAAGCGCAAGAAGAGCUUACUAUCGAGCGUCAAAAACAAGGGCUACGGAUGGGUUACCAGCCUCCAGAGAUAAGUCCAUAUGACGAACCUCGAGUCGGACAAGACCAUGGGGAUCAAAAAUUUGUCAUUAAACCUUAUAUGCCACCGGAAAUGCCAGCGUCUGUCAAGAAGAGAUAUCUUGAAGAGCAGGCCGAAGAAAGAAUUGCGAGAAGGAAAUACGAUUAUGAUCAGCCGGAUGAACUGUGGUAGGGAAUAAUGAACGGUGUUUGGGCUCAAAGACGAUGUGAGCUGCGGCACAAUUUCGCUUAAAGUUUAUCACCCCAUCGUCACGGCAAUUUUCACUUCUUCGGUAUAUAAUUAAGGAUGCAAAGGAAUUUUUUUCGGAAAUCGGAAUAUCUGUAGAGACUAUAUGGAGGGCGCCUUCCGGGAUGGCGAAGUAGAGGAGAUACCCAAACAUGCAAUGGCUAAUCACGAAGCCAUUAUUUCAUAAACUAUCAUAUAAUUCACAAAGAAAUAACUUCAAUUCAAACGUUUUCCAGUAAGCCUAGCCAAUAAAA
This is a messenger RNA of Botrytis porri, 1683 nucleotides long. RefSeq lists its product as uncharacterized. Lineage: Eukaryota; Fungi; Ascomycota; Leotiomycetes; Helotiales; Sclerotiniaceae. The transcript is spliced from 3 exons. The record is from RefSeq and is a predicted model, not a curated record. The coding region runs from base 149 to 1375 and encodes 408 amino acids.